AUGGACGCCAACCUGCAGUUCUGGAGGACGGAGGGCCAGUCUUUUUUCCAGAGGUUUCUCCUCUGGGUGGACGCCUUGGAUCCCCUGCUGCUCCUGAAGUCCUCCGAUGAAAUAAGAAGCAGCAGGUUCUUAUUACAAAACAGUCUAAAGACACCAAGUGAGCCCAUACAGAAUGAUCAGACCAGACAAGCCUUCCUGCUAAGCCUGUCCAGUGUACAGCCUGAUACAGGCCAUAUAACUCCUGUUAUGUGUAGACCUCCAGCCUUCCUGCCCAUAUCUCUUCCAUUGGUUAUCAUUUCAUCUGUGCAGCUCCAAGGAAAGCAAAAUUUUUUUUACCAGUUCGCCUUUCACACCUACACCACACUGUUCACCCUGCUGAAUGGAAACCAUACUGCAAAGGCUGAGGGGUACUCAGUUUCAGAAAAGCAGAUCUACCUUGGCUUGGGAGCCAUUUCCUAUGCAUCAUUUAUUGGGGCUUUUCCUCUUGUCUUCAUGAAUCGCUACAUGUCGAAGAAUCCCUUAGGACAACUGGUUGUCAAAAAACUUCUACAUGGUCCUCUGCUUGGCUUGAUGAGUACAUUUACUGUGGCAGUGGUGAGAAGCCCAGAAUUUGAGAAUGGAAUUGAAGUGAUGGACAGGAAUGGGAAGGUUGUAGGAGUGUCAAAGAAGGCUGGUGAGAAGGCUGUUAAAGAAACGGCACUGUCGAGAGCAGUCUUGUUUGGGACAACAUUCUUCCUGCCAACUGUGCUGAUGUCCUUUGUGGAAAGAACAAAACUUGCAAAAACUCCACGUGCUCUGAGUUCAGUGAGAAUGCUUCUCAUUACCUCAUUGUUAACAGGGAUGCUGCCAGCUUCACUUAGUCUGUACCCGCAGUGUGGGGAGAUAAAACGAGCGGACCUGGAACCAGAGAUUGCGUCGUCUACAGAAGCAGAGGAGUUAUUCUACAACAGGGGAAUUUAGAGGCUGGCUGUGAUACAGCAGCCUCCUCUGAUGGGAGUUCUGAAAGCAGCAACAAUAACUGACUGAAUCAUGGAUUUGUGGAGGUGCCCACAGCCUGGAAUCUCUGGCUAACUUCAUGCUGUACAAGAUGUUUGUAGCAGGAGGUGCCACAGCACAGCGUUUGGGCACAAACUGGGUUCUGUGUGCUUCCUCCUCUGAUUGAUUUCUUAAUUAAAAGA
Molecule: messenger RNA, 1178 nt
Organism: Indicator indicator
Lineage: Eukaryota; Metazoa; Chordata; Aves; Piciformes; Indicatoridae
Gene: SFXN4
Product: sideroflexin 4
Exons: 14
Coding region: 1-960 (319 amino acids)
Biological process (GO): mitochondrial transmembrane transport; monoatomic ion transport
Cellular component (GO): mitochondrial inner membrane
Molecular function (GO): monoatomic ion transmembrane transporter activity
Source: RefSeq, a predicted model, not a curated record